AUACGUAUGCAACCGUUUACCUGGCGCGCGCGCCCAAUGGAAAAAAGCUUGCUCUCACAGAACGGAAAACGAAUAAUGGAGAAAGCUUUUCCGGCAGCGCAAUGCGUGAAAUUGCCAUACUUCGCGAAUUAAAGCAUGAAAAUAUUCUAACACUUCUGGACGUGCCAAACACAAAAUCCUCCUCCGAACUUGUCUUCGAAUACGAAGACUUGAAGUCGAUUAUCAAUGGACCUGGUCUACACGAAGAGGCCGUUAGAAACUACUUCAAACAGAUUCUAAGCGGCUUGGCAUAUUGUCAUCAGAACAAUAUUGUACACCGUGAUCUGAGACCGGAGAAUAUCCUCAUAACAGAAAACAAUGUUAUAAAAAUAGUUGGUUUUGGUAAGUUUUGCGGCCCUCAUUCCUGCUUAUUCGAGCGAUUUUUUUGGCCUACUUCGCGGUUAUUCCUAUGCAAGUAA
This is a messenger RNA of Dibothriocephalus latus, 458 nucleotides long. Lineage: Eukaryota; Metazoa; Platyhelminthes; Cestoda; Diphyllobothriidea; Diphyllobothriidae. The record is from the annotation of a GenBank genome assembly.